Messenger RNA from Physcomitrium patens, 3713 nucleotides. NCBI's taxonomy places the organism in Eukaryota, Viridiplantae, Streptophyta, Bryopsida, Funariales, Funariaceae. The record is from RefSeq and is a predicted model, not a curated record.
GAGACGAGGAUUGUAGAUUGAAGAGGGGACGAAGUGAGUGUGUGUGAGAGAGAGAGACGAGCAAGCGUUAGGGGUGGUGGUGGUGACGAUGAUGAUGAGGGUGCCGUGGCGCCAGAUAUGCUCAUGUGCGGCGUCUGACUUGUAGUGACUCAGUGAGCACUGCAGCAUGACAUGGAAUGGCCGGCUGGGACUCAUAGCUACUAGCUCUUAAAGUGAUUCUUUACGUGGUGAUGUUACCGCGCGCUGUUGCUAGCCUCUAGUGGUGCACCCCUCUCGGAGAAUGGGCUCUAUCCGCUCGCGGGUUGGAGUCAGUAACUCGAUCAAGCCCCUCCUGGGACGAGGUUCUAGGAGUCUGACUCAAGUCAUCUGGCGACACUGACGUCGUUGGAGUGUAUUAUCAUCGCUGUCUGUCUGCCUGUCUGUCUGUUCGCCUGCCUGCCUGCUUGCUGCUUUUUUAUUACAAGAGCUUUUUUCCUCCUCUCCGAACGCCAUUCGUUCCCGGGCGGGUUUUUGGGGUCAAUCCUCUGCCGCGAAAUUUGCCUUUGAACUGGUGAUCGUGUUCGGUUUGUGAGCUAUGCGCAUUGAAAGUGCUGGCGUUGGAGUUGCUGCAUAGUGGGGGAUCAUUCCACAGUUCUGCUUUGACUUUCGUGGCUCGAGCUGUUUUCGCCACCUCGGUGUCGUUCUAAACAAGCCAUUUCCUGGCCGGUCCUUGUCUGUUUAAUGUAGCAGGGUCGUCGGCUGGAGCAGUGUAGUCCUGUCCUCGUGCAGAUAGCUUGACUUCGUACCACUCUACUGCAGGUCUCAUAUUUUUUUUCCCUCUCAGGUACUCGUGAUUUUCUCUAGAGUCGUGGUGCUGUUGGCUGGAAUGGUUUCGUCUUCGUGCGGAUAAACACACCACAUUGUGGCCAAGGCUGGUCUUGCCAGGGGAGUGAGCAUUUUUGCCUCCAAGCAGGUGUGGUAGAUACCCUUUUAGUAUUAUUCUCGCCCGUCCAACCCUUCGGCCGCCAAUGUGCGGAGCCAGUGUGAGCGAAGAGGCAGCGGCAGAGAUUCUAGAGUGUGGUCAGCGAUGUCGGCAGGCAUGCCCGGGUCUCCUCCACUUAGAAUCUCACAGACGCGCGAUCACGACCCAGAGUCUCCGUCGUUAGGAAAGCGACCAGGUCUGUGGCCAACCAGCAAUAACGGCCAAAGCAACAACUCUCGCGCAACCAUGGGUUCCUGGGCUCGCCGCACUGGCUUCAAGGGCAUGGAACGAGGGACGAGCAAUGGCAGCGAUAUUGAAAUCAACCUAUCCGACGGUACUCACAUUCCAAAGAAUCCCAAGUUUGUAUCUGCCGAACAACCAACCCCCCCGAAAGACCUCGAGUCUGGAGCCGCGCCAAAGGGUGUCAGAGCUGGGGUGCAAGCCAACGGAACCAAGGAAGGCAACGAGAAAAGUGAAGGAGUCCCUUCGAAAGGAGCUACUCGGGGUGCACCUGGGCCCUUCAAUCCCGCUAAGGCGAAGGCUAUGGACUCAGACGCGAGUAGGAACAGCAGUGGUCAGCUGCGAAUAGAACCCCUGCGAGUCUUCAAAGAACAGAACGACGAUGUCAUGUCUCAAUCGGAAGGUGGCGAAGACCAGUAUGUCAUGUCGAAGCACGCGCACAUGAAAUACGAACUGCGGGAGACGCCAGGCCUCGUUCCGUUGAUCCUCUACGGCAUUCAACAUUACUUCUCCAUUGUUGGUUCGCUCCUUUUGAUUCCUCUCAUUAUUGUGCCUGCAAUGGGCGGGACGCCUGAGGACUCAGCUAAAGUUGUGUCAAGCGUGUUAAUGGUGUCUGGAAUCUCUACUUUAUUACAUACGUCCUUCGGAUCAAGGUUACCACUGAUUCAGGGAGCGUCGUUUGUCUACCUCGCACCAGCACUUGCUAUCAUUUUCUCCCACGAAUUUUCUAGCCUUACUGAAGACAGGUUUAAGAAAACUAUGAGGGAAUUGCAAGGUGCUAUUAUCAUUGGCUCCGCGUUCCAAGCUUUGUUGGGAUACAGUGGAGCUAUGUCACUCCUUCUGAGGGCAAUCAAUCCAGUCGUCGUAGCACCGACAUUGGCAGCUGUAGGACUCGCCUUCUUUGCCUAUGGAUUUCCAGUUGUGGGCAGAUGCGUGGAGAUUGGCAUCCCACAGAUUCUAUUACUAGUGCUCUUCGCUCUGUAUCUCCGCAAGAUUACUAUCUUCGACCAUCGAAUUUUCCAAGUGUAUGCUGUACCGCUGGGACUGGCAUUGACAUGGGCAUUUGCUUUCCUGCUAACGGAGUCCAAAGUGUACACUUACUCGGGAUGUAGCUUCAGCCAACAAGGAAACAUGACAGCAGUGCUUACGCCCAAGUGCCAAGAGAAAAUGGCAACAAUGCGCAGUUGUCGAACAGACGUAUCGAAUGCCCUCUCCACCUCAGCAUGGUUCCGUUUCCCGUAUCCAUUUCAAUGGGGAGUUCCCACGUUUCAUUGGCAAACGGCAGCGGUGAUGAUGGUAGCAUCAGUAAUUGCUUCAGUUGACUCGGUAGGCGCUUACCAUGCCUCCUCUCUCCUGGUGGCGUCAAGAGCGCCUACACCAGGAGUGGUGAGUCGGAGCAUAGGAUUGGAGGGGUUAACAAGCAUCUUAGCAGGGAUUUGGGGAAUUGGUACAGGGGCAACUACCUUGACCGAGAAUGUGCACACCAUUGCAGUCACCAAGAUGGGGAGUCGUCGUCCUGUGGAAUUUGGUGCUUGCAUCCUGAUUGCUGCAUCACUUAUUGGAAAAAUUUCAGGGUUUAUUGCAUCGAUACCGCAGGUUAUAGUGGCAGGGCUUCUGGUGUUCAUGUGGACAAUGCUAGCUGCCAUGGGUUUCUCCACCUUGCGCUACAGUGAAACUGGUAGCUCUCGAAACGUGUUAAUUGUGGGGUUAUCCCUAUUCUUGUCACUGUCUAUACCAUCUUACUUCCAGCAGUACGACAGCGAUACAAGCUCCAUACUGCCCAUCUAUUUCCAGCCCUACAAUGUUGAUGAUCACGGUCCUUUCCAAACCAGUAACAAGCAGGCCAACUUUGCGCUCAACACCAUCUUCUCUCUUCACAUGGUGGUUGCGUUUUUAGUGGCAUUUGUUUUGGAUAACACGGUUCCAGGCAGCCGACAGGAGCGUGGCCUAUACGUCUGGAGCAGAGGAAGGACUGCUCGAAAUGAGCCUGCAGUGGUGAAAGAUUAUGGGUUGCCAUUCGGAUUGAGUAGAUACUUCAGCUGGGUUAGAUGGGUAGGCUUAUAAUGUUGGAAGAAUAUUAACGCUUAUCAUAAGAGGAAUUAUCUGGUGAAUUGGUUUACGUACAUGGGUUUGUGGAAGAGCCUCAGUAUCUCAUGAAGUGCAUCGCCCUGCUUCCUGUCAGAUACAGUACAGAAAUUUCCCACCCGUAUUUUGGAAUUGAGCGAAGUGAGGGUAGACCACAAUGCUAAAAGAGUAGAGGUCGCUUCCUUCGUAAUAAGUUAUCAAUAUCAUUGAUCAGUUGGCUUGUUAUGCGACUUGACAAGCGGCACUUGAAAUGCUCCGGCUGCUUGUGCACUUGUGCAAGCUACCCUGUUGAGCUUCUUUCUGCACUAAGGUUGGUGUCACCGUGACGAUGACCUCCACCUCGAGUUCUAUCUUCUGUGUGAGGGGCUCUCACUAAUAUGUAUUUCUGAUAGUUUUGAUUAUCUCAUGAUGCAUUUAGUUUUAUUGA